Molecule: messenger RNA, 351 nt
Organism: Spirometra erinaceieuropaei
Lineage: Eukaryota; Metazoa; Platyhelminthes; Cestoda; Diphyllobothriidea; Diphyllobothriidae
Source: the annotation of a GenBank genome assembly
AUGAAGCACCAAGGCGCGGGUUCGGCAGCGCCACCUACCUGCGCUCUCCCCGCCUCCGGUCUUCUUGACUCUGUCUCGACAGCGGGCUUAGGUGGGGUGGAGGAGGAGGAGGAGAAGGAGGAGGAGGAGAGAAAACGGUAUACUCUGCGCAAUUCUACCCCCAUUAUGAGCUAAUUCAGGUGCAAGUCACCGAGCCUGCUUCACCUUGCUGUGGAGCCCACGGUUGACACCGUCGGAUGCGACGACCGAACUAUCACCAUGCCGGCUGGACUUCUGGCCCAUCUAACUGAUUGUGUAACCAGCCAAUCCUUUCGGGAAUUGGCACGACAUCAACGCGCGCACCGUGUGUGA